UUUUUCUCAAGCAUCCAAAGAGAUAAAUUUUCUUGCAACGUGCGAGUGAGGCAAGCAGCUGGUAGCUGAUGACAGAGAGAGUAUCGACGGACAAUCCGCCGCAGGAGGCAGCAGCAGCAGCAGUCCGGGAGCAGAACCCAGAGGAUGUGCUAUCGCCCGAAGUGAAGACAAUCGGCACGCAGAGUACCACCUCCCGGAAGGGGGGGAGUCGCAGCAAAAGGAAGCGCCAACAGGCAAAUAUGAUGAUGUGGGCGUUUAAGCGGAAGAAAAGUGGGCAGGCGAAUCAGGAGAAUUGCCAAUUGAGCAGGAAGCACUACCAGAAGUCGAGUAAUUUCAAGAAUCGUCGCCUUCAGGUCUUUCCCACCAUCAGUAAAUUUUUCCUUCCUGACAAACGUCCGCGCAAGGAAUUGAUUGUGCCACCGACAAAAUUCCUCCUUGGUGGGAAUAUUUCGGAUCCACUUAAUCUCAAUAGUUUGCAAAAUGAGGCAAUAAGUGCCAGUAUGAAUGCAGCAACACCCAAAUCAUCCCCAAUGACAACCCCACCCAAAGUUGAGGUGAUUAUUCCACCAAAUAUACGGGAUCCGUUGCACCUCCUGGAUCCGGUGGAUUCCAUUGAGUACGAGAAGCAAUUGAUUUCGCCCAUGAAGCGGCGCUCAAAGCAUCGGAAUCGCAAGAAGAAGAAGCCCAAUAAGCGUGAUGUAGCUGGUGGUGGGGAUGAUGCUGCUGGGCAGCCGGCUGCAGUUCAGGGGGCACGAAUGGGAAAGGAGGAGCCACCAGCUGAGCGUCCGCCGGAGGAGCAAGUAUCGGGGGAUGAGAGUAAACGUGCCGCCAAUGAGCGCGAAAGGGCCGUGCGUGAGUUGAAGUUGGAUCUCAGUGAGUGCGGUGGGAGGAAGAGGAAGACAAGUGAGGGACCAGGUAGUGGGAAUGGGAAACCCAAACUCCGACGAAUGGACUCAAUGGAUAAAAUUGUGAGUCCCGUCAUACCACAGCCGGGAACGUGGAAACGACCACCGCGUCCAAUUCCCACGGGCCCUGGGAGGAGUCGCACGCGCACCCAUUCACAGUCAACGCAGGCAGAUGAGUCAGAGCUACAGAGUCCCUUGGAGGAGAACAAGGAGCCAUCAUUCAAGGAGGAAGGUGGAGAGGUGAAAGCCGAAGUAGAUGCGGGGAAGCAGGAUGAGCAGGAAGAAGCUCCAGUUGUGGUGAAGAAGCCUCGUUUCAAGGGGAAAGAUGAGAGAUUCCAAUAUGGGAACUACGAUCGCUACUAUGGCUACAGGAAUCUCAAUGAGAUGAUGGAUGUACGCCUCAAGGUCUUCUCGCAGCAUCCCUUUCUGUUCCAGAAGAAGGAUAUCCUCGAUAUUGGUUGCAAUGUUGGCCAUUUAACCAUUGCCGUGGCAAAGAAUCUCAAUCCAAAGUCCGUAAUGGGUAUUGAUAUUGAUCCAAAACUCAUUGAGCGUGCCCGGAAAAAUCUCUCACUCUACGUGCGUAUUCCACAGAGUCCCAAAGCAGCCACGGAAACAAAGCCCGAAGACAAUGAUGCAAAAGGACACACAGAGGGGAAGAAAGAGAAGGAAGCAGGAGGAGAGAAGAGACGCGUGAAAUGGACAAAGAAACGUCCAAAACAGGAAAAUCGUGGGAAGAAGCCAGAAUUCUUCCCGAGCUCCUUUCCCCUUUGCUAUGGUUCUGUACCCCAAAUAGGUGCCCCCGAUGAUGCUGGGGCACAUGAUGCAGAUGCAUCAUCCAAAUUCCCAGGGAAUGUCUUCUUCCGCACACUCAACUAUGUGCUUAAAGAUGAAAGUCUCCUUGGGGCGGAUGCACAGCAGUAUGAUCUAAUAAUGUGCUUGAGCGUGACAAAGUGGAUUCAUCUGAAUUUCGGUGAUGCCGGACUCAAGAUUGCCUUCAAAAGGAUGUUUAGUCAACUACGACCGGGUGGAAAGUUGAUUCUUGAAGCACAAAAUUGGGCGAGCUACAAGAAAAAGAAGCGACUCACUGAAACAAUUUUCAACAAUUACAAAGCAAUUGAAUUUUUUCCAAAUAAAUUUCACGAAUAUCUUCUGAGUCCGGAGGUGGGAUUCAGUCACAGCUAUGCUCUUGGGGUUCCAAGGCAUCUAAGUAAGGGUUUCCGGCGUCCAAUUCAGCUGUACGUGAAAGGAGACUUCACCCCUAGUCAGGUACGAUGGAGUGAUGCACAUCAUCCACAGACCCCCUAUACCCCCUACCGUGGGAUCUAUGCGGAAAUGAUGCUUCCGCCACCACGUCUAAAUUCCGUCUACGGCCCCGAGAGUACGCCGUAUGCGAAUUGCGGGAGCUACAGCUAUCGCUACACACCGUCACAGAGUAUCUCAUCGACGUCACAGUACUACAACCCCCUGGAGACGGAUAGCUACCUCCCGAGCUAUGAUUCCGAAGUACCCGGACGGAGGUAUUGCUUUGUGGCGUCGCCCGUGUACAAUGGGGUGUGGAGCCCACCAGCAAGUGGGCGCAAUUCCACAUCUCAGACACCAAUCUACAGCAGCGGGAGCAAUAGUAUGCGGGAAUGCGAUGGGGAAGAGGGCUACGGCAGUGGAAGGCGGCAUGUGUAUCCGCCGGGAAUGAGUACGCGGAGUGAUGAGUGCGAAGGGGUGUCUGGGGAUAUUCAGCAUGUGUACGCUAUCAAUGAGGAUGGCAAUAGCUGUGAUAACUCCUCAUCGCCACAGAUAAACAAUCAACCAUCAGAUCCGGAGAAUGAAGAGUCCCAGCCACCUUUUGUCACCAAUCAAUCGCCGCAGUAGAUGAGCCGGACUACGACGCGCGGUAAGGUUGUGGAAUCUUGUGUACAAAUUUUCUAUUAUAUAACUACAAAACAUCCUCAUACCCCUAAAUCUACCCCUAUGUCCCCCAAAUGAUGGCAAUUUUGUAGAACUUUGCAUUUCACCCCGCGCCCCCGCAUUGAGCGAGCAUUUUACGCAAAACAACCAACUGUGGAUAAUGUUAAGCAUAGUUUCUCUUUUUUUUGCUGAUAAAAUAAAAAGCUUCCCAGCUUAAUGGA
Lutzomyia longipalpis is the source of this 3028-nucleotide messenger RNA. Its product is annotated as 7SK snRNA methylphosphate capping enzyme bin3-like. Gene Ontology annotation, biological process: snRNA modification. The record is from RefSeq and is a predicted model, not a curated record. The transcript has 4 exons. Bases 69 to 2771 code for a protein of 900 amino acids. Lineage: Eukaryota; Metazoa; Arthropoda; Insecta; Diptera; Psychodidae. Gene Ontology annotation, molecular function: O-methyltransferase activity; snRNA binding; RNA methyltransferase activity.